Elaeis guineensis (African oil palm) is the source of this 831-nucleotide messenger RNA. The record is from RefSeq and is a predicted model, not a curated record. Lineage: Eukaryota; Viridiplantae; Streptophyta; Magnoliopsida; Arecales; Arecaceae.
AUGAGUGAACGAAAACUGGAUGGCAAGGUUGCCAUCGUCACCGGCGGGGGUGCCGGCCUGGGCGCUGAAUGCGCCCGCUCGCUGGCUGCGCACGGCGCCCGAGUCGCUGUGGUGGACAUCCAUUUGGCUGGUGCUCAGUCGGUGGUCGCUGAGAUUCAGGCGGCGGGCGGUGAGGCGGUGGCGAUCCAGACCGAUCUGACCUCCGAGGCGGAGGUCGUCGCGAUGGUGUCUGCCGUGGUGCAAGCAUAUGGACAGAUCGAUGUACUGCACAACAACGCAGCCGCGUUGGAUCCUGCCCAACGUGCCGGUGAUCGUGACGUGUGCAACGUGGACAUUGCGGCGUGGGACCGUGCCAUGAACGUGAAUGCGCGCGGUGCCAUGCUGUGCUGCAAGCACACCAUCCCCCACAUGCUCAAAACCGGGGGUGGGUCCAUCAUCUUUGCCACCUCUGGUUUCGGAUUGCUGGGUGACGUGACGCUCACCGCCUACGCAGCCUCCAAGGCGGCCCUCAUGGCGCUGGCGCGUUCGGUGGCCGCGCAGUACGGGAAGCAGGGCAUUCGAUCCAACGCCAUCAUGAUCGGCUUCGUCCUCAACGAGCACGCACAAAAAGGCGUGCCCGAAGAGAUCAAACAGCUGCUGCUCGAACAACACCUGACGCCACAACUCGGUUCCCCCCAGCAAAUCGCCGAUGUGGUGAGUUUCCUGGCGAGCGACGAGUCCUCCUUCAUCACCGGUGCGGUGAUACCGGUGGAUGGUGGUUUCACCAGCCACUCUCCGUCCAUGGUGCCCAUGCGCGAAUUCUUUGCACGCAUGGGUUCCAACAAACUUUGA